AAAGCCGAGGACUCGGCCCAGCCUCUCCUUAUAUGGCCGAGGACUGACGGCAGCAGUGUGGAGGCUGGUCUGAGGGAAGGGAAGCCCACCUUACAUUGUUACUAUCCCCUGCCUGGAAUGUGAUGUUUGAGCCCUGCACUGCAGGGAAGGGAAGAGAAGGGGGAGAGAGGAUCUGAGCAAAGGAAAUCGCUUCUCUAAGGGACUUUACACUUUCUGCAUGGCGAGAUAGAGGUUCAGAGAACUGAUGUAUACUGGCCACGCUCUUAACCGGAAUGUGGAACGCUUGACUGGUUAAGAUGGUCACUGGAUGUCCUACAGAGUGUGCUCAUCAAGAAGAAAAAGGAUAAUUUUGGAACUAGUGGAACCUCAACUAAUUUGUUGAACUUCUUAAAGACUCUUUCAAGAGUCUCAAUUCUUGUUGAGGAAAUAAAAUGGAGCAUUCAAGUCGUCAUCUACGUUUUAAACUGCAAAGUCUUAGUCGACGUUUGGAUGAUUUGGAAGAAGCAACGAGAAAUUUACAAAAAGCUGAGGAUGAAGUUCUCGACCUCCAGGAUAAAAUUAUACAGGCAGAGGGGAGUAAUUCUAGCAUGUUAGCAGAUGUGGAAGCUUUGAGAAAAAGAGUGCUAAAGAUUGAGGGAAAAGAUGAAGAAGUGAAGAAAGCAGAAGAUUUAUGUAGACUGAUAAAAGAAAAGUUGGAAAAUGAGGAAAAUAUUACUCGAGAACUCAAACUGGAAAUUGAGCAGCUCCAAAAAAGAAUGGGUGAGCUUGAGAAGCUAGAGGAGGCUUUCAACAAGAGCAAAAGUGAUUGUACUCAACUAAGCCUAAGUUUGAAUGAAGAAAAAAAUAUGUCUAAGAAGUUAUCUUCUGAACUGGAAGUACUUAAAACCAGAGUUAAAGAACUGGAAUCUUCUGAAAGCAAAUUGGACAAAGCUGAACAGUUUUUAACAAGUGAGCUGGAGAAAAUUAAAUCUUUGAGCCUUAGUUUUGCUAAUGAAAAGAAGCUAUUUUUAGAAAGAGAAAAGCAAAAUGAAAAAUUAAUUUUGGAACUUAAAGAACAAUUGGAAUUGAAAGGGAAAAUUACAGGGGAGCAAAGUAGAAAUGAAUCCAAUGCCUUGGAGAGAUCUCCUGAUCAACAUGUAGACCAUAACAAAUUAAGAAUUAAAAACAGCCUAACUUCUAAAUCAUUGCAAAGAGUUGGACUUGAUUACAUUAUGCAGUCUGAAAUUCAGACAAGCAGCAACAACGAAAAUGAGAAAAACAAGUACCAAGAAGACAAUAAAAUAAAAGAACUUAACCAAGAAAUUGAGAAACUUAAAAAUCAGCUCAAACACUAUGAGGGACUUGAGCAAGAAUUAAAACAGCUUAAAGAAAAACACUGUGAGCUACAAGAGACCUAUAUUAGUGAACAGAAUAAAAACAAAUUGGUUAAUAAAGAAUUACAGACUUCACAAAGGCAAAUUGGUCAGUAUAAAGAGAUUGAAAAUGGGACUCUUGAAAGUGAAGCCCUAAUCCCACGAAGUAGAAUUAAAGACGAAAGAACAAGAGGUAAAGUUGCAUCUACUGAUUCUCCCAUUUCAAAAUAUACUUCUCAAGAUUCAUCACCUCAACAGAUGAGGAAUGAAAGGGUUCGACAAUCAGAUAUUAAGAGGCAACUUUCAAACUCUAGUUCAAACAGUAGAAAAUCAAGGUCCACUCUUAUUGAUACAACUGGAAAUCUGAAGAAAGAGGACAAAUUAGUGCCAUCUAAUUUUUCAACUGGUAAGGAUUUUAGCAUAGUGCAUAAUGACACAAAAAAAUCUAAAGAUCAGCCAUCAGUUUUAAGUCGAUAUCCACCAGCUGUUCAAGAACAAGCCCCACAAAAGUCCUGGAAAGGUUCUGCAUCAAAGCCGACAGACAGAUCUAUGAGGUUUUUUGGUGAGGAUUAUUCUGUUAAAGCUUACCCAAAAAAGGAGAUUUCAUUGGAAAGUGAAGUUGAAAAGGUAACUACUUGUGAUACUUCAGAGAAUAGCAUGCUAACCUUAGCAGUGCACCCAGAAAUGCAUAACCUCAGGGCAGAACUUGAUAAUGCUCAAGAAAACCUUGAUAUGGUAGUUGAAUCAAACCUGCAGAUGAAUGCAAGAGAUGUGGAAAAAACAUCCUCCAAUGAUAGACAGUCCAAAUAUGGAGGUGUUUUAGAACGUGAGGAUAGUGUCAUAAAUGUUGUUGAACAAAACCCUAGAGCUAUUUCAAAUCAUGAGGAAAUCGAUCCACAAACAAGUCAGACCUCAAGUGCACACAGAUCUUACUAUAGUAGGGAUAAAACAAGAGCUAGAGCCUCAAAACCACAAAUUCCCGAAAAACCUCAUAUCUUAGAAAUGCCAGACCACAAAGAUCCUGAGAAAAGGACUAGGCUUUUAGGACUGCACACCAAAAGACAGUCAAGUUCUCAAGAAAAAAUGUUCAGUCUAGAUAAAUAUUCCUCUUUUGAGAAUCACAGUUCCUCCAGUGAAAAGGAGACUGGACGUUCUAGGAAAAUGUCUUCUGAUAGUCUAGAAAACACAGAAACAAAUUCUCACGCUGCAGUGCCACCAAGAUCAUGCAGUCCACGAGAGGCAUUACAGUCCACUGUGGUUAUUAAGCCCAUUAUAAUUGAAAGAGAUGUGAAAGAAAUUAUGAGUGACUAUAGAGCAAGGUCAGGCUCCGAUGUGAACAGAACAUCUAACAAAGUGAGUAGUAUAAAAAUUUACCCAUCUGAAACGUCUUCUCGUAAGAACACAGAUGAGAUCACAAAAGAAAGACAUACUUCCACAAGUAAUAUUAGAUUGUCUGCAAAUGAUCAGCCACUGCUUAAAAACAGCAUCAGUAUCCCACUUGAAAUCUCCUUAAACAAAGAUGAUCUGAUUUUAAAGGUGGCAGAUAAGGAUAUGGCAUUGAAUCACAGGGAAGUGAGUAAGAAUCUGGACCAAAGCUAUAAAAAAGAGAAAUUCAAGGAAAAAGAUGUAAGUAUAGACAACUUCACCUGGAAAAGUCAUGAAAUUGGAGGAGCAAACCAUUUUGAUAGUAAGCGUGUAACGAAUAAAAGCUCUUGGAGGAAAGGAGGUUUUGGUUCCACUGAGGAACUUGACAGACUUGGUAAUGAAAUAGAUGACAUGGAUUCCAAGACUAGACGAAAAUCAUGUUUUGAUGAACAAAAUCCUUCAAGAUCACGUGCUAGUGAGCUUUAUUCAAGAAAUAAAAGUUCAAGUAUAAACAGUCAUACUACUACCCCCGAAUUUAUCUCUAAAAGGAGCCAAAGUAGUUUAAGUGCAGCAGAAAUUUUAACAAGAAGAAACAGUCCAAAUGUAUCUGUAACUACAAGACAAGCUUCUUGGACUCGUUCUAAUUUUGAGGUUGAUGAUAAUUUCAAUUCCAGAAGAAAAUAUUCCAGUGAAAAGAUGUAUAGAUCAGACUCCACAGGAUGGAAGCAAAGUGCAAAUACAAACCAGAGGCAUCAAAGGAGCAUGGUGGAGGAACGGAUCCGGCAGUUAGAGCACUAAAUUGUCAGUGUAUAAUGGAAUAAUAAGGUCUGUGUUCUAGAAGAAAAUGGACUUUGUCAGAAAUUCUGAAGAUGACACUGUGUAUGCCUGUUGGGUUUCCCAUCAAUGUGCACUUCCUAGUACUAAGAAAGGACCUCAGCCAUCUUGUUUGCUUGUGCCCUCCCUCCUCUUUAUUUUUUUAGUUUUAUCAAUGAAAUUGGCAAGGGAAUGAAUGCAUGAUCUCAGGGUAAAAACAAGGGCACAUAUACUGCAGCUGUAUAUAAUACUAAGUAGUGAAAUUGCUUUUUUUGUGUGAUAUAUAAAUAUAUAUAUAAAGAGAGAGAUUUUUAUAUAUUGGAAAACUGGCUGCUUGCAUGGCUACUGCUUCUAAUUAUGUAGGUACUGAGAGUACAAUGUUAUAAAAUCCACUUUAACUUAUAAUAUGUGCAGGACAAGUAGGAAAUUGUGCGAGCAUAUUGUCUGUACAGUCUGGUUGUGUAAGUGAACGCUAAGCAUGUAACUUUUGUAUAAAUGACCAGUAAAUAGAUUGUUUCUUGCAGCGCAUUGUGUAUGUAUAUAGGAGCAUGUGAACACCCUUGUAUUUGUUCCACAUCCAGCGUUUUUGCAUUUGUCAAUAGAUGCGGUCCUAUUGUCGGCAAAGGUUUUUAAAAACGGAUUUUUUUUUGUUUUUAAACAUGGUUUUAUUUUUAUUAAAAUUCAAAAUUGUAUACAAGACUACUAAAUAAAAUGUAUUGUGUCUUAUGUACUAAUAUUUAAGAUUAUCGCAGUGGGAAAAGAAACCAAAGGAAUCAAAUGAUUUUGCAUCAUAUGCACUUAGAAAUUGUGACUUUAUAUUAAAAGUGGUAUAUAUAUAUAUAUUUUUUUUUACCUACUAGUCACCUGCACAUAUUCGGUAUUAGCAAGCAGUUUUGUGGCUGGUAAACAUUCAUAUAUUAAAGUCCCCAUGAUGUCACUAGUUCCAUACAUCCUCAUGAAUGUAGAUGUAUUUUUCAGACAUGUAGCUGAUGGAUGAGUCGUCUUGUACAAAGGCCAGCAAAGACUUGUCCCUUACACCAGCAGAUAGCGUUGAGUGUCAUUUACAUACUUUUUUUGCUAAGAAAUAUAUAUAUGCAGUAUUUAUUUGUACAUUAUCAAUUCUAUUAACUGUAUUAAAUAUAGAUUGGCAACUUCAUAUUUGAGUCCUAUCAAAAUUGCUUUCUAAAUCUUCAUUUUUAGCACUGGCUUAUAUUUAGCAAUGCAAUAUCGGACUGGUUGACUUGUUCUUACUACAGAUGCUAGAUGACUUCUUAAGGAGAACAAGUGACAGGAUGUCCCCAUGAAGGAGGACUUUUGGCUGGUAUACAUACAGUUUAUUUUCCUGUCGUGUUGCCACUAAUUCUCUUCUUUCGUUAUUCAUAACUGUAAUCAUAAUUUUAAAGUUAUAAUUACAGAAAUCCAAUUAAAAGGCAGCAGAGUAUAACACUGGCAGUGGCAAGCCUUCUUGCCCCAUCUCGGCUCUCAGCGCAGUGCCAUUGCUCCUUGAAUUGAGACAGUCUGGUUACUAGGGAUGCUUAGGCAUUGUCUGCUUAGCAACCAGUCUGUCUCAAAUGACCCAAAGCAAGAUUGAGGAUAAUCCCUUGUGUGUUCCCCUUGGAGACGUGAAAGAUGUAAAAUAUUCUGGAGCGGUGACCGAUUCCCUUUAUGUGACCAAGUCACUACCUGAUGACUUAAACUCUAUCCUGUGCCACCAAACGAUUGACUCUCGCAGAUGUUUAUGAAGCUUACAGUAUAUUGUUUGGCCGAUCUGUUUGUGAGUCCUUUAGACUUAACAUCAAAUGGUAUGGGGUGAACUACAUGGGGGUUUGUGACCAUGGAGUAGUAACUUAGCAUGCAUGAAUCGGUGUUGCUUGCAUUUUCUGCUAUGCCCAACAUUAAACAUAAUCUAUUUCGCAUAAGAACUGUGCAUUCAGAAUGUUGUAAUGUCUUAAUGUCAACCCUUUAUAUUGUACAGAAGUAUAAUUUAUCUCCAGCUGUAACCAGAACUGGGGGGGUUGGGGAAUCUUCCCUGAUCAUAUUUGAGGGGUUUGACCCCUUCAGCUGACCGUGUUACAUGCUGUACCGCUGCUUUAUAAUGUCAGGGCAGUAGUUUAUUUUUUGUGAGUCUGGAUAUGGAAGCUACAGUCUACUCUGUACAUAUAGAACAGUUGUAUCUCCACUAUAUUUUUAUAAGGACUAUAGAAACUAGCAGAUUUCUUUAAAAGAAAGAGGGAAGACACUGCAGCAGUGGAAGCUGCGAGAAACCUGUGAACGCAGUGGAAAAUCACAUUAAUGCUAACACUUUGCUUUUAAAUGGUUACAUUGUGCAUGAAUGUAAUUCGGACCAGGAAAAUGACUGCACAACAAUAGCAUCUGUGUCACAAACUGUUGCAGUACAUUAUUCUGCCACUAUGCGGAGUUCCUUAAAAUAAUGGUUGUCUGCUUAAACAGUCAUGCUACUGGUUGGCACACAGCAUUUGAGCAAUGUAACCACAUCAUUCCUGUUCUUGCACAUGAUCUCUGAUCCAUAAAAGUAUUAUGGACUAAGCGGCGUACUGCACACUUAAUCUGUGGUUCGCCGCUAACCGUUACCGAAGGAGACCUAAAAGUUGCCUUCUUGGAUGCACAAUAUGUCUGGUUAUGCUUCACAUCAAACUAUUGCCAACGGGUUUGUAUCUAAGCAUCGACUAGGAAACUUAUCUCCAUGGAAAAAAAAUA
Molecule: messenger RNA, 6248 nt
Organism: Bufo bufo (common toad)
Lineage: Eukaryota; Metazoa; Chordata; Amphibia; Anura; Bufonidae
Gene: LUZP1
Product: leucine zipper protein 1
Exons: 6
Coding region: 432-3515 (1027 amino acids)
Source: RefSeq, a predicted model, not a curated record